CCCGAAAUGGCCCAAUUUCGGACAAAAUGAAAUAAGAUAAAACACUCUCUCCUCACGCGAACAACACUCUUCCUUUCUCUACACUUCUCAGUGAAGCAACUCCUAUCUUGCUAAAAUCUCUCCCAAUGAAGUUGGUGAGUACUAUCUAAAAGCUGAUGAACAUUUCCAAACCAAGAUUAGUUGUCAUACAAACACAGAGAUUGUCAGCAUUCUGAAGUAAUAGUUGACUGAAAACAGCAACAAAUGUUUCGGGACAGUUGUUUUGGCUACUUCCUUGACUUGCCUCCAUUCAACAAUCAAAAUCAACUCAUAUAUGCUUUGUUACUGAAGGAAAUUGCCCCUGAUUGUGAAAAAGAGAUAUGGAUUAAACUCAAUGGUAAUACCUUGCGGUUCGACAUUAGAGAAUUUGCUUUGGUUACUAGGUUGAAGUGUUACGAAGAUGAUAACACUGUGUAUGAUGAGCCAGAAGUCAACAGGUUACUGAAAGAGUAUUUUCCCGGAGAUGGAAAAAAAUCAGUAAUGAGGGAGAGUUUGCUUGAUCACUUCAAGUAAAAGGGUUGGAAAUCAGAUGAGGAUGCACUCAAGAUGGCCAUACUAGUAUUCGUUCACCAUUUCCUUUUCUCUGAUGCUAAUAAGCACAGUAUAUUAAAAAAAGAUUUUGAUAUAGUUGAGAGUGGUCAGUAUCAGAGGUAUGCAUGGGGCAUAAAAGUAUUUGAAGAAAUGUUCAGAACAAUGAGGGAUAAACUGCGUGCCAAGUUGACGAUGUACAGGCUCGGGGGUUUGCCACUUGCAUUUAUGAGUGUUGCUCCACGAUUGAAAAAACUGUAGCUUCUCGUAUUGGCAAUAGUGUGAAACACAUCCUUAACUAGCAAGUCAAAGAAGCUCCGACGUUUGUGGACCUAACUAGUGGGAAAUCAUGACUAGUAUUUACCAGUUGGAGUACCGAAACAUUACCCCUACCAGUGAAGAGAUAUCAAGGCUGAAUCUUGCAGUAUUGUCUGAAGAUGUCAAUUUUGAUCUUCCAUUGGAAGAAGAUGUGCCUACGUUUGACAAUAAUCAUCCUAACGUUGCAUUCCCAGUUCAUCCACAGAAGCAGCAGCCUCGUCCGAGAUGCAAAUAGUUCUGCGAGCCCUAAUGAUUUGAAGACUGAAAUUAGUGAGUUGAGGCUUGAAGUCGGAGAGCUUACCAAAAAAGUUGUGGUACUCAACAAUUACGUGGUUUCUUCCUUUGAAAAACUCUUCAACUUGUUUGAUUCCAAGGCAACCAAGAAAAAAGAGGAUGGCGUUCCUGUUUCUGAGAAACAUCAAAGUGUUGAUGAUGAUGAUACAUAUGACCACGACGGGUAUCAGCAUUUCGAUGAUCAUGACUUUGUCGCGAAUGUUCCUGAAGGAAAUAUGCCUGCUGAGGAAACUAAGUCACAUGUCAAGGAAAAUGAGGGAGUUAUUGGUGGUGAGGCAAACUAA
This is a messenger RNA of Lycium ferocissimum, 1463 nucleotides long. RefSeq lists its product as uncharacterized. The record is from RefSeq and is a predicted model, not a curated record. The transcript is spliced from 5 exons. NCBI's taxonomy places the organism in Eukaryota, Viridiplantae, Streptophyta, Magnoliopsida, Solanales, Solanaceae. The coding region runs from base 1005 to 1463 and encodes 152 amino acids.